UUUUUUUUUUUUGUAGAAAGGAAGACAAUAGAACUUUUGAGAACGAGGAAGAAGCAAAGACGAGGAGCGGGUGCAGGACCACACAAUUACUUGAUCGAAAAUAAUAAAAACCAAUGGUAUGAUAUCUCAAAAAAGAGUUGAAGGGCAAGUGCGCUCUCUACAAGGAAAAGAUUUUAUGACGAUGAGAUAGACCGGGGAACAUGAUGAUGGCACGUAAUAGGAGGGAAUCCAGUUGUCCAGUGUCCGAAUGCGAGGUCCAAUGAAGUCAAAGAAGUCCAAAUUCUACAGGGUUUCUUUAAUCCAUCUCGAUGUGGAGAAGGAAUGGCGGUUUCUGAGGCGGAAGUAGUCCCCAAGACGGAGGAGCUUGGGUUAGGGUUGGCCACAGCCGCGUCCUCUCCUUCUUCCCCUUCCGAUUCUUUUGUGGAAGCCCUCACUGGAGAGUUUGCGAGCUUGAAGCUGGAGAAGAAGUCGGCGGAGGAAGCUGGUGAUCAGGACAAUACCGGGGCUGGAGAUCAGGAAGAGAUCACUGGUGACGAGAAUGGUGGUGUUGUUGAGAAGGAUUCGGGUUCGCCGGGGAAGGAGAAAGAGGGGAAGGAAGAGAGGUUUCGGUAUCCACAGAGACUCGAUGCGCCUGACUGCACGUAUUAUGUGAAGAAUGGAACCUGCCGAUUCGGAUCGAGCUGCAAGUUUAAUCAUCCUGCCAGGAGGAAGAGGAAUAAGGUGAAAUCCAAGAAACCAUUUGAGGCGAAUCAGGCUGUUAAAGAAGAGCAAAAGGAACCUAUUCCAAAGGUGGGACAGACAGAAAGCAAGGUUGAUAAGAAGGAAGAGAAAGCUUCCUCAGAUAUGGUGGGGCAGAUGGAAUGUGAGGCUGUUGAUGAAAUGCAAAAUGGAACUCUUUCAGAAAGGGGGGAGGAAAAAGAUUCCAAGGCUACUGAAGAAAAGGGAAAAGAAACACUUUCUGAAAGGGCUGGGCAAAUGGAAUGCAAGUAUUACUCAAUGCCAGGAGGCUGCAAGUUUGGAAAAGCCUGUAAAUAUGUUCAUCAUCCAGGAAAACUCGAAAAUAACUCAGUGCAGCUAAACUUUUUGGGCCUUCCAAUUCGACCAGGAGAACGUGAGUGCCCUUAUUACAUGCGUACUGGCAGUUGCAAAUUUGCGACAAACUGUAAGUAUCAUCAUCCUGAUCCUACUGCUGUGGGUGGACAAGAUCCUCGAUCAGGACAUCGAAAUAGUGAACCUCCACAACAUGGUUUAGGAGCACCACAAGUGCCGAUGACCUGGCCUGUGCAGAGAAUGUCAAAUGAGCCGAUUUCUUUUCUUAAUGCAUCACCCUCUUAUGUUCCUGGGAUGAUUUUACCUCCUCAAGGUUUCCAUUCAAAUCCAGAAUGGAAUGGGUAUCAGGCUCCAGUAAGUCCAUUGUUUCCACCAGAUAUUCAUGCUCGGAACUCAGCUUCAACCAUAAAUCAUAAAACAAAUAAGGGAGAUAUUCCUGUAAGUCAGCAAGUGCCCGUUGAUGAAUAUCCUGAGAGACCUGGCCAGCCAGAAUGCCAGUAUUUCAUGAAACAUGGGGUUUGUAAAUUUAAAACAGCAUGUAAAUUUCACCAUCCGAAGACUCGUCCUCAAACUGUGCCGGUAGGCGUUCUUAGCCCCGUCGGCCUGCCUUUGAAACCAGAUCAACCAGUGUGCACACAUUAUAAUCGUUUCGGAGUGUGCAAGUAUGGACCUUCUUGUAAAUUUGAUCAUCCAAUUGGUCACGGUUCUUCAGCAUCAGCAGGUGUGGUGGUAUCUGGACAGAUUGCGACCCCAAACAAUGCUACAACAUAAGAAUCUAAUGCAACAAGCGGCAAUUAUUUGGUUCAAGCCAGAGCAAUACUUUUGAGGCCUUUGCUGUAAAAUCAUAGGUCAACUUAGCUGCGCAGAGCUAUAUAAACACUGCCUUGGUGCCAGAUUUCAGAUUUCCAUUACAUUGGUUUAACUGUUCACUUUUUGGUUUGUACAGGAAUUCGUGUAUUAUAUGUACCAAAAAUGUAGACUAAAUAACAAUAACAUAGCUCAAAAAAAUUAUGCUGGGAAAAUUGAAGGUUAUUAGGUGAAUAAAAUCUCCUGUGUCUUCCUA
Messenger RNA from Elaeis guineensis (African oil palm), 2113 nucleotides. Its product is annotated as zinc finger CCCH domain-containing protein 65. Lineage: Eukaryota; Viridiplantae; Streptophyta; Magnoliopsida; Arecales; Arecaceae. Gene Ontology annotation, molecular function: metal ion binding; mRNA binding. The record is from RefSeq and is a predicted model, not a curated record.